This is a messenger RNA of Cydia fagiglandana, 4377 nucleotides long. RefSeq names its product cytochrome P450 6B2-like. Bases 880 to 2418 code for a protein of 512 amino acids. NCBI's taxonomy places the organism in Eukaryota, Metazoa, Arthropoda, Insecta, Lepidoptera, Tortricidae. Gene Ontology annotation, molecular function: heme binding; monooxygenase activity; iron ion binding. The transcript is spliced from 3 exons. The record is from RefSeq and is a predicted model, not a curated record.
CAUUUAGACACUUGUACUAUUGUUCUGUGUUAAAGCACUGACAUCCUGGACGCUUCGGGCCUUCGGGCUAGGCGGAGGUCGGCCUUUGGCCUUCACAUUAAGACACUUGUACUAUUGCUCUGUGCUAAAGCGAUGACAUUUUGCUAAAGCUCGGCCUUCGACCUUCGCACUUAGACAAUUUGUACUAUUGUUCUGUGUGUGUAGUUGAAUACGGUAUCCUAAAAACAGGCAAACAACCUCUGUAAAAUGUAACGAUGCGAGCGGUACGGCUACCAUCAGUUUGGCCUUGACAUAAACGCUACCGUGGGCGUGAACGUAAUUUACUUUCUAUGCAUCUCGCUCGUACUGACAUAUUAGUGCAAAAGAGAUAUACCUAUAGGAAGUAAAUUACGUUCACGAUAUCGUUUCUGUCAAUGCCAAACUGAUGGUAGCCGUACGGAACACUAAAUGCCUCGAGCUAUCUCGGACUUGGCCAAAUUAUUAUAUAACUAAGGCAGACUCUGCCUGUGACCAUGAACGUAACGUCACGUUCGAAACGUCAGGCCAUAAAUAAACGUAAGCUUUACGCGAUUAAGUUCCGUGUUAGUUAUAAAAGUAUGAGACAUAGAAAAGUUAAAUUAUAAUAGUGCUUAUCAAAUUGACUAUUUAUUGUCGCAUUGUAUUAUUAAGUCCCAUAAUUAAAAGUCAGAUAAUAAAGUACAACCAUUGUUUAUGUUUAGUAGAUUACUAUCAUUCAAAAGUUUCUUUUAAAUUAAACUAUAGAUUCUCGUCCAGUUUCUAAUACGCCACCGCCGGCUAAAGUAGUCAGUCUUUAUUUAAUUAUUUAUAUGUAUUUACAUUAUUUAUAUUAUUUAGAUUAUUUAUAUGUAAAAUGUAAAUAUGGUACUCAUUAUAGCAGUGGUAGUUCUAUUGAUCCUAGUGUACUGCUAUGGAACCCGGUCCUUCAGUUAUUGGUCUAAUCGAGGAAUUAAGCACGACCCGCCCAUUCCGUAUCUUGGCACGGCCAAGCGACAGCUCUUUUUUCAAACCAGUCACUUUGAGAUCUUUGACGAGAUGUACUGGAAAUACCCGCAGGAAAGAUACGUUGGAUAUUACUAUGCGACCACUCCGCUUAUCAUCCUGAGAGACCCAGAAUUAGUUAAGCGAUUUUUAGCAACAGAUUUUAACUAUUUCUACUCCAGAUCAGUUUUUCCCCUACAUGGUGUACCAGAACCGUUAAUGAAUAACCUAUUUGCUUGCGACGGAAAUUUGUGGAGGUUUCUGCGGCAGAAGAUGACACACGCGUUUUCAUCUGCAAAAUUAAAAGCCAUGUAUCCUCUGAUUAUUUCUAGAACCGAAAAAUUACAGCAAAUUGCGGCCGAGGCUGCGUCGAGAGGUACAGAAGUAGACGUACUAGAACUCAUGGCACGUUAUACCACUGACUUUAUUGGAGCUUGCGGGUUCGGUCUCGACACAGAAGCUCUUAACGACGAAAACUCGAUGUUUAGACGUGUUGGACAUCGCAUAUUCCAUACGACCACACGUGAUGCCAUUGUGAUGUUUUGUAAAAUAAUGAUGCCCGCUUUAUUUAAGAGUUUACAUUACUUCUCCGAGUUUAUAGAGAAAAAUAUGUUUGAACUUAUAAAAAGUAUAAUGGCUCAGAGGGAGCAUAAGCCAUCGGGCAGAAACGAUUUCAUUGAUUUACUUCUUGAAGCGAAAGCAAAAGGGGCGGAAUAUUCUUCAUACGAGACAAAUCUCAGUGAAAGUCCAUGUCUUGAGGAGCUAGAAUUGACUGAGGAGCUGAUGGCUGCGCAAGUAUUCGUCUUCUUUAGCGCCGGGUUUGAGACGUCAUCGAAUUCGUCCAGCUAUAUGCUACACGAGUUAGCCUAUCAUCCUGAAUACCAGAAGAAGUGUCAAGAGGAAAUUGAUGAGGUGCUCGCGCGAUAUGAAAACAAAUUGUGUUAUGACGCUAUCAAGGAAAUGAAGUAUCUGGCUAUGUGUUACAGCGAAACGCUCCGCGUUUUUCCGGCAGCUGGUUUCUUAAUGCGCAAAUGUCAAAAACCUUAUAUCAUCCCGGGCACGCACAUUAAGCUGGAUCCUGGAGUCAAGGUGGUGGUUCCGGUCAAAUCCUUUCACAAGGAUCCUCUGUACUGGGAGGACCCUGAACAAUUUCGUCCGGACAGAUUUCACCCGGAUAAUAUGGGUAAAAUCAAUAAAAAUAUAUAUUUGCCGUACGGAGAUGGACCAAGGAAAUGCAUAGGCGAGCGUCUCGGAAUCAUGCAGUCUCUGGCCGGCCUGGCGGCGCUGCUCAGCGAGUUCUCCGUGGCAGCAGGAAAGAGCACCGUGCGUCACCCACCCCUCGAUCCAUACGUGUUCCUUGUGCAAAGCGUGCUCGGCGGCAUGCCGCUUAUGCUGGUCCCUAGGAAGAAGAACGUGUGAUUUAAAAAACCCAUACUUAAUUGCUAGGCUGUCAGUAAAUAAAAAUGGUUGACUCACGUGUCAUGUUAAAUAAAUGCGAAGUAACAUGCCUUAUCAUUACUUAUAUAGGAGCUUAGUACAAUUUGUAUAACUAUAAAGUACCUACAUAUUGUAAACUUUUUCUAAAAAGCACAAAUGUCUAAUCUAUUUUAAGAGCCCAUCAACGUGCACACUAGCGCCACUGUUAAAUAAUCGUUAUUAUUUAAAUUUAACGAAAGAUAUUUCAAAAAGGGGGCCGCUACGUACUGUAUUUUGUAUUUAAUUACCUUUUGAAUAUAUCAAACUUGUUUUUAUGUUUCUGGAUUCGUCGAUCUAUGAAAUCAAAACAAAAACGGCCGUUUUAACUUUGGACGCAUGAAUACGAUAGUGGCACUUUUUUUUUAAAUAUCUUCGUAAAUUUAAAUAAUCACGAUUAUUUAGCAGUGUGCACGUUGAUGGGCUCUUAACUAACACCUAAAAUAUAAUUGGUAGAUGUUUGCAAUAAUCGAUAUUAAAUUUUCGUGAGACAUAUUUUAAAUUGUUUAUACGACAACGGUUUCACUCACUUGAAUUUUUAGUCGCUAUUGGCGACAUGUUUCGGGCCCGUCGGGGGUCCUUCCUCAGGCUCGAGUAAAAAUUCAAGUGAGUGAAACCGUUGUCGUAUAAACAAUUUGGUAGAUGUUUGUUUAUAAACAAUCUAAGUAUUGCAGCAUUUCUGGCUUCGGCGCAGACUGUAUCUUAAUUGACUCCAAUAAUAACAUAACGUACUUAAGUAAUAAGUAUAAUUAAUUCUUCCACUCUAUUACAGUGAGUGGUAAUGAAAGGGGCCGUGUCAACAAAUAUGAAGCUAUCUUGGGGGGAAUUUGGCAGACGUGAUGCCGCAGAAUACCUGUAACUAGAUCCUGCGCGCCAUGAAGUACCUAUAAUUAAUAAUUAGCAUAUAAUUAAGCUUAGAAACAAAUGAAAAGUGGAAAAAUUCACUGUCUUGGAUGGGACUUGAACCCACGACCACUGGAUCGCUAGUCCAGUGCCUGCCAUCUAAGCUACCAAGACCGUACCUACCUACUACAGCGAAUAUUUCCAUCAAAUAUGAGGCUUUGGGAGGCUCUACCGACAUCUACAGUAACCGUACUUUAAUUUGUUUACAUACACUAAUACACUAAUUAAUCAUGCAAUUAGUUAAAAACUGAGGACAGCUUAAACUAUGAGACUAAUAAAAAGCAAUUACAUAAUUUAGCGACUUAAAUCCUGUAUCUGUAAGUAUCGACAUGCUGCCAUCCCUACGCUCACCGUUUAUUGCCUCAGUUGUCAGUUUGUUUUGCGGGUAGUUUAGCAAAUGGAAGGCGUGCUUAAAUGCUCCAUCCAGUGGUAGUGAUCAGCUCGAAACACCAUAUAUUAUGUCAACACAGCGGUUCCUUUCUCAUCGCGCUCUCAAUUCUAUAAAUACGUCAGCGCGUAACGUCCUUAUUCGAGACAUCAUUACCUACAUUUGUUUAGGAUUCUAUGAACACGGAAAAUCGGUAAAUAUUAACUAAUUUAACUAAUUAUGGAAAUCUAGUGACCCAUAAAUAUAAUAUUCUUUAUUGUACCAAUAAGUAAAAUGCUACUAACAAAGACAUUAAAAAGCAAAUAUAACUAGGUAGGUAAUAUACAACAAUAAGCGGUCUUAUGGCUAAAAACGAUCUUUUUCAGAUAACCUUAGUUAGUAUAAAGUUUAACGAUUUAUUUAAUAUAUUUGCACAAAAGAAAAACCUUAAAGUACAAAAGGCGGCCUUAAUACCAUAAGGCAUUCUCUACCACCUUAAGGCUAAGCAGAGAUUGAUUGUACCUACUAUGAGUAAAAUUUACAAAUUUAGUCGAUUUACUUUGUAUCUGUGUACCCUCUGUGUACUCUUUGUAAUAUACCUAGAAUAAUAAUUAUAAUUUACAUAUUUUUAACAA